Molecule: messenger RNA, 1091 nt
Organism: Helianthus annuus (common sunflower)
Lineage: Eukaryota; Viridiplantae; Streptophyta; Magnoliopsida; Asterales; Asteraceae
Product: probable xyloglucan endotransglucosylase/hydrolase protein 33
Exons: 4
Coding region: 49-1005 (318 amino acids)
Biological process (GO): xyloglucan metabolic process; cell wall biogenesis
Cellular component (GO): apoplast; cell wall
Molecular function (GO): xyloglucan:xyloglucosyl transferase activity; hydrolase activity, hydrolyzing O-glycosyl compounds
Source: RefSeq, a predicted model, not a curated record
UUCCAACAAUACACACAUCUUAUACCUUCUCCUAAUUACUAACCUUCCAUGGCUUUUCUGCAAGAAAAGUUUCUUCUUUUAUGUCUUGUUAUCCUUAACAGUUUACUCUUCCCAGUUUCAUCUCGAGGUCCAGUUUAUCGGCCACCGCCAGUUGAGCAAUUAACAGAUCGUUUCCCUCGUAUACGCUUCACCCAAGGAAUGUCCACAUUAUUUGGAGCAUCAAAUGUCCAUUUGAAAAGCAAUGGAUCAUAUGCUGAUAUUAUAUUAGACAAAACCUCAGGUUCUGGAUUGGUUUCAAAAAACAAAUACUACCAUGGAUUUUUUAGUGCUGCAAUAAAGUUGCCAGCCGGUUUUACUUCAGGGGUAGUACUAGCUUUCUAUAUGUCAAAUGCGGAUAUAUUUCCCCAUAACCAUGACGAAAUCGACUUCGAAUUGCUUGGAUAUGCGAAAAGAAGGCAAUGGGUUCUUCAAACAAAUAUGUAUGGAAAUGGAAGUGUCCAUACUGGAAGAGAAGAAAAAGUUUAUCUCUGGUUUGACCCUACUCAGCAGUUUCAUCAGUAUACCAUCCUUUGGAAUAACCACCACAUUGUGUUUCUAGUAGACAAUGUGCCAGUGCGAGAGGUAAUCCACAACAAAGCGAUUUCGUCUGUGUACCCAUCGAAGCCAAUGUCACUAUACGCAACCAUAUGGGAUGCUUCGGCGUGGGCAACCAAUGGAGGAAAGUACCCAGUUGACUAUAAGCACGCACCAUUUGUGGGAUCAUUGGGAGAACUUGAAAUUGUUGGGUGUUCAAUGCAGAAAACAAACUCAACAAAAGCUGCGGCCGGGUGCUUAAAGAAUACAACGGUUUCAAGCUUGGAUCCUGUGGAUGGAGAAGAGUAUGCAAGGUUAUCGAAGCAACAGAUGGCUGGUUUGAAUUGGGUCAGGAGUAAACAUAUGUAUUAUUCGUAUUGUAAGGAUACAACACGAUAUAAAGUGAUGCCAGCAGAGUGCAAUGCUCAAUAAUUCUUUGUAAUUGCAUAGUCAUAUAUUUUGUUAUUGUUUUAUUUAUUUGUUUAAAAGAUAUAAAGUGAUUGUUCCAGUUUACAGAA